GCGCGGGACAUAUUUUUGGAUUCUCCAAUUUCGCCUUACCGCCGAAGGAGAGCUAGGUGACGGUGCCGGUUACGGCGAAAACGCUGUAGCGAUGAGUCGGAGCUUGGGGAUCCCGGUGAAGCUCCUCCACGAGGCGACGGGGCAUAUCGUGACUGUGGAAAUGAAGAGCGGCGAGCUCUACAGAGGAAGCAUGGUGGAGUGCGAGGACAACUGGAAUUGCCAGCUUGAGAGCAUCACUUACACUGCUAAGGAUGGAAGGGUCUCACAACUGGAGCAUGUUUUUAUACGAGGCAGCAAAGUCAGGUUCAUGAUUAUUCCUGAUAUGCUUAAGAAUGCUCCUAUGUUUAAGCGCCUAGAAGCUAAAAUCAAGGGUAAAGGUACAUCACUUGGAGUUGGAAGGGGGCGUGCAAUUGCUAUGCGAGCCAAAGCACAGGCAGCAGGUCGUGGAGCUGCACCCGGCAGAGGUGUUGUGCCACCUGUAAGGAGGUGAUCACCUAAGAUUGGAUUUGAUUGCUCUGAUCUUGAAUGCCUCCUUAUUUGUCUCCUAGAAAGUGUUGGAUGUACAAUAGUAACUUUUGUUCUAGGAAUGAUGACAAGACACCCGAAAUGCAGGUGAUCCCUAAGAUGGGUGCUAUAUAAAGUUCUCGAAUUGGAUUUGUCUAAUAUAAGUCUUUGUACUUUACUUUCUGCCAAUUUCUUGUGCUAUCUAAGUUCAUUCUAGGUGACUAUUGAUGUUUUCAGAGCUUAUCUUGUUAUAUUGACCAUAACUUUCCUGGGCUGAUUUAUUUUA
Messenger RNA from Ipomoea triloba (trilobed morning glory), 790 nucleotides. RefSeq names its product small nuclear ribonucleoprotein SmD3b-like. Bases 92 to 490 code for a protein of 132 amino acids. Gene Ontology annotation, biological process: RNA processing; spliceosomal snRNP assembly. NCBI's taxonomy places the organism in Eukaryota, Viridiplantae, Streptophyta, Magnoliopsida, Solanales, Convolvulaceae. The record is from RefSeq and is a predicted model, not a curated record. Gene Ontology annotation, cellular component: commitment complex; spliceosomal tri-snRNP complex; U2 snRNP. The transcript is spliced from 5 exons. Gene Ontology annotation, molecular function: RNA binding.